AUGCAUCUACACCUGCAUUUCAAAGAAACCGUCCUCAACUUUGGCCCUGUAUACGGGUACAGGCUCUUCAGCUUUGAGAGAUACAAUGGUGUAUUAAAAAACUAUACUACAAAUAACAAAGAUGGAUUCGAAGGCACGUUCAUGCGAAGAUACCUUGAGGACACACGCAAGAUAGAUCUUUUCCAUACAACAAUGCAAUCUCUCCAGACCCCCUCUCAAGUCUCUUUGAUAUAUGACCUCGUUGAUUCAUUUCUGACUCUUGUCACUGUCACUGCCGCUACCACUACCACUAUUGUCCCCACUGCACUGUACUUGUCAACCACUUCUUCUGGUUUCAAUCUGAAGAUCUUCCUUGCUUCCGCUGAAGUGAACAUCAACAAUGUCAAAGGCAACAAGCCAUUGCGUUCUUCUGUCUUCCCUCUCAGUCUUGAUGAGGUUUUUUCAAUGAAAGAAGACGAGUAUGUCCUUCUGCUUGAGUUAUACUGUAUGGCGUACAGCAAUACUUCAUUGAGAGGCUACCAAGACGUGAUAUUUGGCCAAUUAUUCAUGAACAACAUGAUUCAGAAGAUGCAGCCCAUCAAUCUUCUUGGCCAGGUAUAUAAAGGCAGCAAUGGUAUAGUUCGACAUGGUUCAAUCAUACAAGCAAUGUUUCAUGAAAACAAUAAUCAUGAAAUGAGUGCGUUUACUGGCCAGAUCCAAUAUCUUUUUGUCAGCAAUAUCAUCAACCCAGUUACAUACCAAGUGGACAGACAUAUAUUUGCAUAUUUCAUGUGGUAUAGAACAUCUAGUCAAGAUACAAGAAGUGAGCAGUUUGUAGAGAUGAGCGAAUUUUUGUUUACAAGAAGCAAUUUUCAAAACAUCUUAUCUGCUUACCGCAUAUUGAUGCCUGCUGCCAUUGGUGUACAUACAACUGCCACUGGUAAUACCCAUAUGCUCAUUGCCCCUUUAUAUAGAAAAAUUUAUGCAUAA
Molecule: messenger RNA, 969 nt
Organism: Phycomyces blakesleeanus NRRL 1555(-)
Lineage: Eukaryota; Fungi; Mucoromycota; Mucoromycetes; Mucorales; Phycomycetaceae
Exons: 1
Coding region: 1-969 (322 amino acids)
Source: RefSeq, a predicted model, not a curated record